Panthera uncia (snow leopard) is the source of this 527-nucleotide messenger RNA. RefSeq names its product mediator complex subunit 10 (gene MED10). Gene Ontology annotation, biological process: positive regulation of transcription by RNA polymerase II. Gene Ontology annotation, molecular function: transcription coregulator activity. Gene Ontology annotation, cellular component: mediator complex; chromatin. The coding region runs from base 66 to 275 and encodes 69 amino acids. Lineage: Eukaryota; Metazoa; Chordata; Mammalia; Carnivora; Felidae. The transcript is spliced from 2 exons. The record is from RefSeq and is a predicted model, not a curated record.
GGCUCGGGCGGAAGCAGGAAGCGGCGGAGCAGGACCACGCGCGGGGCGGUGUUUGUUGUGGGGCCAUGGCGGAGAAGUUCGACCACCUCGAGGAGCACCUGGAGAAGUUCGUGGAGAACAUCCGGCAGCUCGGCAUCAUCGUCAGCGACUUCCAGCCCAGCAGCCAGGCCGGGCUCAACCAGAAGCUGAAUUUUAUCGUUACUGGCUUACAGGAUAUUGAUAAGUGCAGGCAGCAGCUUCAUGACAUUACUGUGCCUUUAGAAGUUUUUGAGUAAGUAUCAUUCUUGAUUUUCAUUUGAGUAGAAUUCUUGUUUAAUGAUGCUAUAAUGACUCCUUCAGCUACUGGCAUUUAGCAAUUUAUAGGUGCUGGGGAUAAGCCAGUGAAGAUAGACGAAAAUUACUUGCUUUCAGGGAGCCUGUGUUUUAAUGGGAUUAAAAACUCAAAAAAAAAAAAAAAUCUACAUAUUGAAAAAGAGUUAACAUGUGAGUAAAGGUUUAUUAAAUAUGUGAAAAACACCAUAGGCUCU